This is a messenger RNA of Echinostoma caproni, 417 nucleotides long. The record is from the annotation of a GenBank genome assembly. NCBI's taxonomy places the organism in Eukaryota, Metazoa, Platyhelminthes, Trematoda, Plagiorchiida, Echinostomatidae.
AUGUUGAAGUUGAUAGCGUUCAUUGACAAUGGAUCCGAUACCACGUUGAUCACCAAACGCUUCGCCGUAAACGGCAACAUCACAACCCGACCUUCUUUCCUGAUGAUCAGCACGGUGAACGGCACCAAGGCGACGUCCACCAAUCAUGCAAAUUUGACGUUGGUUUCGAUAUUUAAUGGUGAAGGAGUAGAGGUAACGGAAGCUUCCACCAUCGCCGACUUGCCAAUGCGAGCAGUGGAAUCGAUCGGGGAAUUAGCAACGCGCUGGCCGUACCUGCGAGACUUGUGUUUCAAAGAAGGUGACUCUCCCGAAGUCGAUGUACUAAUAGAGUGUGAAGUGCCCGAAGCACACUGGGUCCUGGACCAGAGACCGGGCGACAGGAAAGAACCAUAUGCUGCUCGCACCAUGGUCGGGUGA